AUGCAAAAUCUUUAUUUUACAGGUGCCAAUACCAGAGGUGAAACUGGUGUUAGAGAAUUACCUAGCACUAGUUGUGCUGAGCAGAGUAAUUCAUUGAGUGAUGCACCUCUUAAAUUUUUUAUUCCUCCUCAAAAUGAAUGUGCAGAUAGUAUUAUUGGCCAGUUAAAAAUGAGAGUGACAACAAAUCUAUUGGGAGAUCCCUGGUCCGCACCUGACGUCGAGCUUUUUGCAGCAGGCAGUCUGGACUGUGGGAACAGGACUCCCGGCUGUCUUCUAUACCUCCAGUCGGGCCUGGCAGUGCGUGUCGACGCUACUGCACCUCGGGGCCGGCCUGAAGGGACCAGGAUGGGGGCGGACCGCAGCAUAGCGCGCAUUACAUGCGAGCCCCAACCUCAGGGGCUGCGCCAGCAGAGACAGGCAGGUACAAAUCGAGAGACCAUGGUGGAGAUUGGAGACUCUGUUCGAGGCAAAGACAUCUACAUUCUGCAGACAGGAACCAAGGAUGUGAACAAUAACAUAAUGGAAUUGUUGAUCAUGGCGUACGCCUGCAAAACAUCCUCUGCAAAGAGCAUUGUUGGUGUUAUUCCUUACCUUCCAUACAGCAAGCAGUGCAAGAUGAGAAAGAGAGGAUGUAUUGUAAGCAAAUUGUUGGCUAAGAUGAUGUGCAAGUCAGGUCUCUCACAUGUCAUCACAAUGGAUUUACAUAAGAAAGAAAUUCAGGAAUUCUUUGACUGCCCUGUUGAUAACUUGCGUGCCUCACCCUUUCUUCUUCAGUAUAUACAGGAAUGUAUACCUGAUUACCGCAAUGCCGUGAUAGUGGCUCGUAAUCCUGGGUCAGCAAAGAAAGCAACAUCGUAUGCAGAACGUCUGCGACUAGGCAUUGCAGUCAUUCAUGGAGAACAGGAAGAAGCUUCAACAAGAUACCACAGGACGACGGAGACGAGCCAGGUCCAAAAUGACGUGGAGACGAUCGCUUUAAGCAGAAAGUAA
Schistocerca serialis cubense is the source of this 990-nucleotide messenger RNA. RefSeq lists its product as uncharacterized. Gene Ontology annotation, biological process: 5-phosphoribose 1-diphosphate biosynthetic process; purine nucleotide biosynthetic process. The transcript has 4 exons. Bases 1 to 990 code for a protein of 329 amino acids. NCBI's taxonomy places the organism in Eukaryota, Metazoa, Arthropoda, Insecta, Orthoptera, Acrididae. Gene Ontology annotation, cellular component: ribose phosphate diphosphokinase complex; cytoplasm. Gene Ontology annotation, molecular function: ribose phosphate diphosphokinase activity; magnesium ion binding. The record is from RefSeq and is a predicted model, not a curated record.